AUGUCCAACAGCAGUUCCAUCAUGGAUUUCAUUCUUCUGGCAUUCGCAGACACGCGGGAGCUGCAGCUCUUGCACUUCUGGCUCUUCCUGGGCAUCUACCUGGCUGCCCUCCUGGGCAACGGCCUCAUCAUCACCGCCGUAGCCUGUGACCACCGCCUCCACACCCCCAUGUACUUCUUCCUCCUCAACCUCUCCCUCCUCGACCUGGGCUCCAUCUCCACCACUCUCCCCAAAGCCAUGGCCAAUUCCCUCUGGGACACCAGGGCCAUCUCCUACCCAGAAUGUGUUGCACAGGUCUUUCUCCUUUUCUUCUUUAUUUCUGCUGAGUAUUUUCUUCUCACUGUCAUGGCCUAUGACCGCUACGUUGCCAUCUGCAAACCCCUGCACUACGGGACCCUCCUGGGCAGCAGAGCUUGUGUCCACAUGGCAGCAGCUGUCUGGGGCAGUGGGUUUCUCUAUGCUGUGCUGCACACGGCCAAUACAUUUUCACUACCCCUCUGCAAGGGCAAUGCUGUGGACCAGUUCUUCUGUGAAAUCCCCCAGAUCCUCAAGCUCUCCUGCUCACACUCCUACCUCAGGGAAGUUGGGCUUCUUGUGGUUAGUGCCUGUUUAGCAUUUGGGUGUUUUAUUUCAAUUGUGCUGUCCUAUGUGCAGAUCUUCAUGGCCGUGCUGAGGAUGCCCUCUGAGCAGGGACGACACAAAGCCUUUUCUACGUGCCUCCCUCACCUGGUUGUGAUCUCCCUGUUUGUCAGCACUGGCAUGUUUGCCUACCUGAAGCCCCCCAGAAUUACUUUUCCCCUUCUAAAUCUGGUGGUGGCAUUGCUAUAUUCAUUGGUUGCCUGUUUAUCAUUUGGGUGUUUUGCUUCCAUCGUGCUCUCCUAUGUGCAGAUCUUCAGGGCCGUGCUGAGGAUCCCCUCUGAGCAGGGACGGCACAAAGCCUUUUCCACGUGCCUCCCUCACCUGGCUGUGGUCUCCCUGUUUAUCAGCACCAGCAUGUUUGCCUACCUCAAGCCCCCUUCCAUCUCUUCCCUUUUCAUGGAUCUGGUGUUGGCAGUGCUGUACUCGGUACUACCUCCAGCAGUGAACCCCCUCAUCUACAGCAUGAGGAACCAGGAGCUCAAAGAUGCGCUGAAGAAGCUGAUUCAAUCAGUAGUCUUUCAGCAGCAAUAA
This is a messenger RNA of Gavia stellata (red-throated loon), 1170 nucleotides long. Its product is annotated as olfactory receptor 14A16-like. Gene Ontology annotation, cellular component: membrane. Gene Ontology annotation, biological process: G protein-coupled receptor signaling pathway. The record is from RefSeq and is a predicted model, not a curated record. The coding region runs from base 1 to 1170 and encodes 389 amino acids. Lineage: Eukaryota; Metazoa; Chordata; Aves; Gaviiformes; Gaviidae. The transcript is spliced from 2 exons. Gene Ontology annotation, molecular function: olfactory receptor activity; G protein-coupled receptor activity.